Messenger RNA from Hyaloscypha bicolor E, 2670 nucleotides. RefSeq lists its product as uncharacterized. NCBI's taxonomy places the organism in Eukaryota, Fungi, Ascomycota, Leotiomycetes, Helotiales, Hyaloscyphaceae. Gene Ontology annotation, molecular function: peptide binding; metalloaminopeptidase activity; zinc ion binding. The transcript is spliced from 3 exons. The record is from RefSeq and is a predicted model, not a curated record. Gene Ontology annotation, cellular component: cytoplasm. The coding region runs from base 1 to 2670 and encodes 889 amino acids. Gene Ontology annotation, biological process: proteolysis; peptide catabolic process.
AUGUGCAAGCUACGUGGGGAGAGAGACUUGGCCGAGGGUGGCUUGGAUGUCACAAAGGGAAGAGAAAUCUUGCCUGCAAAUGUGAUCGCAAAGCACUACGAUCUCACAUUGGAGCCUGACUUCAAGAAAUUGACGUACGAGGGGACGGUUGUUAUUGAUCUGGAAGUAGCUGAGGAUUCCGAAUCAAUUUCGUUAAACACUCUGGAGCUCGACAUCCACAGCACCAAGGUUCUUUCGGGAGAAACCACCAUUAGCUCCUCCCCUGAACUUUCCUAUCAUGAAGCAACGCAAACUACGAAAAUCGCAUUCGACAAACAACUUUCGAAGGGAUCUAAGGCACAGCUUGAGAUGAAGUUCACGGGCCAGCUCAACGACAAGAUGGCUGGGUUCUACCGAUCAACAUACAAGAAUACCGAUGGCAGUGAAGGAGUUUUGGCGACAACUCAGAUGGAGGCGACCGACGCUCGACGAGCAUUCCCAUGCUUUGACGAACCGUCAUUGAAAGCGGAAUUCACCAUAACUCUAAUUGCUGAUAAGCACCUCACUUGCUUGAGUAACAUGGAUGUUGCUUCUGAGACGGAAAUCCAUUCUGAAAUGAGUGGAGCUACCAAGAAGGUAGUCAAAUUCAACAAGUCUCCUCCCAUGUCGACUUAUCUCCUUGCAUUUAUCGUAGGCGAGCUCAACUACAUCGAAACAGACAAAUUUAGACUCCCUAUCCGAGUCUACGCUCCGCCGAAUCAGGAAAUCGAGCAUGGACAGUUCUCUUUAGAACUUGCUGCACGUACUCUAGAGUUCUACGAGAAGACUUUCGACAGUGCUUUCCCUCUGCCAAAGAUGGAUAUGGUUGCGAUCCCUGAUUUUGCGGCUGGUGCCAUGGAGAACUGGGGUCUCAUCACCUACAGGGUGGUUGAUAUCUUGUUUGACGAAAAGACUAGUGGUGCUUCUGUGAAGGAGCGAGUGGCGGAGGUUGUUCAGCAUGAACUGGCUCACCAAUGGUUCGGCAACCUCGUCACGAUGGAUUUCUGGGAUGGUCUCUGGCUCAAUGAAGGAUUUGCAACGUGGAUGUCGUGGUACUCUUGCAAUAUCUUCUACCCCGAGUGGAAAGUAUGGCAAAGUUACGUUAUCGACACUCUUCAAGGUGCACUGUCUCUGGACUCGUUGCGCAGCAGCCAUCCUAUUGAGGUUCCAGUGAAGAGGGCAGACGAAGUCAACCAGAUCUUUGACGCAAUCUCAUACUCAAAGGGAUCGUGUGUUCUUCGCAUGAUAUCCAAAUACCUAGGAGAGGACAUUUUCAUGGAAGGUAUCCGAAGAUACUUAAAGAAGCACGCCUAUGGCAAUACUCAAACCACUGACCUGUGGGCUGCUCUCAGUGACGCUAGUGGUAAAGAUGUUUCGAGCGUUAUGGACAUCUGGACAAAACACGUUGGCUAUCCUGUCAUUACGGUCACAGAAAACGAGAGCGAAAAAUCUAUUAACGUGAAGCAAAAUCGCCUGCUUCGAACUGCCGAUGUCAAGCCAGAGGAGGAUACAGUUCUCUAUCCUGUUUUCCUUGGCCUUCGCACCAAGGAUGGCGUUGAUGAAUCACUGGUAUUGUCGAAGCGAGAGGAAAACUUUAAGGUGCCAGAUUUAGAUUUCUUCAAGCUGAAUGCCGAUCACAGCGGUAUCUACCGAACAUCGUAUACCCCUGUACGCCUUGAGAAACUUGGAAAGGCAGCAAGGGAUGGAUUGUUAAGUGUAGAGGAUCGGGCUGGCAUGCUCGCUGAUGCCGGAGCAUUAGCAGCAUCUGGGUACCAGAAGACUUCCGGAGUUCUGAACCUUCUGAAAGGAUUUGAUGGAGAGAAGGAGUUCGUGGUGUGGAACGAACUCAUUUCUCGACUUGGAGCCAUCCAAUCAGCGUGGAUAUUUGAGGACCAAAAGGUUAGGGAUGCCCUCGAAACUUUCCAGCGAGAUCUUGUCAGCGAGAAGGCACACGAGAAAGGCUGGGAAUUCAAGGAAGGCGAUGACCACGUUGAGCAACAGUUCAAGGGCAUGCUCUUUGGCGCCGCUGGUAUGUCUGGUGACAAGACCGUCAUCGAAGCGGCAAAGGAUAUGUUUGCAAAAUUCUCGAAAGGCGACAAGUCUGCCAUUCACCCCAACAUCAGAGGCAGUGUCUUCGGGAUGGCAUUGAAGUAUGGCGGUAAAGAAGAGUAUGAUGUAAUCCUUGAUACAUAUCGUAAUUCGAAGAACAGUGAUGAGUGCAACACUGCUCUCCGUUCUCUCGGUAGAGCUAGAAGCCCAGAGCUCAUCAAAAAGACACUUACCCUUCCAUUCGGUGGCGAAGUCAAGGAGCAAGACGUCUAUCUUCCAUUGGCCGCUCUCCGAACUCACCCUGAGGGUAUCGAGCAGUUGUAUGGCUGGAUGACUGAUAAUUGGGAGGAACUCACCAAGAAGUUCCCUGCCGGCUUGUCCAUGCUUGGAACGAUUGUCUCGAUUUGCACAUCAAGCUUCACCAGCCAGGCGGCACUAGAUCGUAUCCAGGCAUUCUUUACGGAUAAAAAUACCAAAGGUUUUGACCAAAGUCUGGCACAGAGUUCUGAUGCCAUCAGGGCAAAGAGUGCUUGGCUCGCUCGGGAUCGAGACGACGUCAAGGACUGGGCGUAUAAGGCGAAGACUAUCAAGGCGGAGUUGUAA